UUUCGUCGUUGCUUGAUGUUCUGUCGUUCUGUAAUUAUUGUUCUGUGUUUUGUAUGCGUAUUCCCUCAACCGGAGCGAAGAGUCGAAUAGUAUUUAUUUAUUUGUGUUAACCUAAUCUGCACAUUGUUUGGUUUGGCAUAGAAAUGCUGGCUUUUGGGGGGACAAGUUAACUCGUCCAAAUGCAACUAGUGUGUGAUUUACGUGGGCAGAUUGCGUGUGGGUUGUUGUCCACUGUUUUCGGUUUCAUGUGUACGACUGUGAGUUAUAUGUGAACUGCUUUGGAACGUUUCGCUCGCUCGAAUCGCCAUAAAAGGGUUUCGAUGAAGUAAUCGAACCCGCGUGUCCAUUUCCUAGUAUGGGCCUAGUGUCAGCAAAGAAGGAAGGCGUUCGAGACAAGCAAAAGCACACAAUUUCGGCAGAGCGUAACGACUGCUUUUAGCGACCCUUGCAAAAGAUCGUUGUCAUGGAGACGACCGUGUCUUAGACCAGCCGAUUGUGUCACAGCGGAAUCGUUCAUCAUUCAACACUCGUUCUAGGGCACUUUUACUUGCCCUUGCAACAAACCGCGCAUACUAAGCAUUCGAACCAGGUUCUAAUCGACAAAAGAGGGUCACGACGAAGAAAUAGGGCCUAACGGAGGUCCCGCCGAAGGAUACUACGGUCGUUAAGUAAACCACUACAUUGCGUACAGCACUGCGAUCAACCGACAAUUUCCAUUCAACCUUAUUUCGGCCUUCCUGCGGAAUAUCAUCAACAAUGAGCUCGAACGUCGUCACGCGCAGCAGUGCAAAGCAAUCGAAAGUACGAACACGUGCCCAGCAGGCAGCGACCGAGGCGGAACAGCAGGAACGUCGUGAGAAACUGUACGGCAGCCAAACCAGGGCGGCGGGUCGGGUAACACUAGCGGAGGCAAAGCAGCAGGGAAAGCUGAAGAUGUCCGCCCAAGGUGGCGCCGAACGGGGCCGCAGCAACAGCGACGGAGGGGAUGCGGCCUCCAGCGAUCAACACCUGAAGGAUAUCUACCACAAUGCGCUCAGCGUGGGCGGACAGGUGCGGGGCUCGACCGGUAUCCUCUACGACGACCGGUUCGCGCUGCACCGUUGCCUCUGGGACAGCAACUAUCCGGAGUGUCCGGCGCGGUACGAGCGGGUCAUGGAGCGAUGCAAGAUGACGCGGCUGGUCGACCGGUGCACGUUCAUCCCGCCUCGGGCAGCUACCGAGGCCGAAGUGCUGAUGAAGCACACCGCCGAGCAGAUACGCAUCCUGAAGGAAACGCACGGUUCGCAGGACGAACAGCACCUGGAGGAGCUGAGCUCCCAUUACGAUGCAAUCUUCAUCCAUCCUACCUCAUACGAAACGAGCCUCUUAUCGGUCGGUAGCACCAUCCAGCUGGUCGACAGCGUGCUCGACGGAACGGUCCAGAACGGCAUGGCCAUCCUGCGGCCGCCGGGGCAUCACGCCAUGACGGCCGAGUACAACGGAUACUGCUUCUUCAACAACGUUGCCAUCGCAACCGAGCACGCGCUCAAACGCGGCCUGAAGAAGAUCCUCAUCGUCGACUGGGACAUUCACCACGGUCAGGGUACGCAGCGGAUGUUCUACUCCGACCCGAGAGUUCUCUACUUCUCCAUCCACCGCUACGAGCAUGGCACCUUUUGGCCGAACCUGCGCGAAUCCGACUUCGAUUACAUCGGCGAAGAUGAAGGCCGUGGGUAUAAUUUCAACGUGCCACUGAACGCGACCGGUAUGACCAACGGUGACUACCUGGCGAUUUGGCAUCAGCUCCUGCUACCGGUGGCCGCCGAGUACCAACCGGAGCUGAUAAUAAUAUCAGCGGGCUACGAUGCUGCCUUCGGCUGUCCCGAGGGCAUGAUGGAGAUCACGCCAGCGUUCUAUGCGCACCUGCUGAGUCCGUUACUGUCGCUGGCUCAGGGACGAGUUGCGGUUGUCUUGGAAGGUGGUUACUGCCUGGAGUCGCUUGCAGAAGGUUGUGCCCUAACGUUGCGAACUCUGCUGGGCGACCCGUGCCCGGCGCUGGUGGAGAAGCUACAACCGCCUACAAAAAGCAUGCGUAGCUCCAUCCUCAACUGUAUCAGCAGCCACCGGAGCUAUUGGAAAUGUCUGCAGCGCCACGAACUGUAUGAUCUGGAGGACUACAACAACAUCAACCCACCCAAUAACUUCCACAAGGUGGUGCAGUGUUACGUGGCGCCCGAGCCACCCGGACCGGGUCCGGUGCGAUAUGCAACUCGCAACUGCUACCCGGUCCAGUCGGCGGACGAACGUGCACGCAUCCUCGAGCGCUUGCAGCGCCUGCAGCUGCUGACGGAUCUCACCGUCCCGGCGACGCGCGUCUGCUACGUGUACGACGAGGUGAUGCUCGAGCACCGCAACGAGCACGAGCAGUGGCACCCGGAGCAGCCGGAGCGCAUCGCGAAGAUACAUCAGCGUCUUUCGGCGGACUACCAACUGGUGAAGCGCAUGAAGCGCCUGUCCGGACGGCCCGCCACUACGGAGGAACUGUGCCUGGUGCACGACCCGAAGCACGUCAAGCAGAUCGCGCAGGUGGGAGCAUCGACCACGCUGAAGCAAGAUGCCGAUCAGUUCAACUCGGUCUACUUCCACCCUCGCACGGAAGCUAGCGCCCGAAUGGCGGCCGGAUCGGUGCUCCAGGUGGUGGACGAAGUGCUGAGCGGGAGCGCCCGGUCCGGGCUGUGCAUUGUGCGUCCACCAGGCCACCACGCCGAGUCGGAUGCGCCGCACGGAUUUUGCAUCUUCAACAACAUAGCCGUGGCGGCACGGGCCGCCAUCGAGCACCACGGGCUCAAGCGCGUCCUGAUCGUCGACUGGGAUGUGCACCACGGCAAUGGAACCCAGCACAUCUUUGAAAACGAUCCGCGCGUCCUGUACAUCUCCGUACAUCGCUACGACAAUGGCUCGUUCUUCCCGAAGAGUACUGACGCCAACUUCGACGCCGUCGGAAGUGGUGAGGGCGAGGGUUUCAACGUCAACAUUCCGUGGAACCGCAAGGGCAUGGGUGACGCCGAGUACGUGGCCGCCUUCCACUCCAUCGUGCUGCCGAUAGCGUACGAGUUCGAGCCGGAACUGGUGCUGGUGUCGGCCGGGUUCGACGCGGCCAUCGGCGACCCGCUGGGCGGUUGUCGCGUGACGCCCGAAGCGUACGGGCACUUCACACACUGGCUGUCGGCGCUGGCAUGCGGCCGCUUGAUCGUCUGCCUCGAGGGCGGCUACAACGUGAACUCGAUCUCGCACGCCAUGGCCAUGUGCGGCAAGGCGCUUCUAGGCGAUCCCCUACCGGUACUCCAACCGGUUAAUGCUCGCAGUUCGAAUGCUCCAAAUGCCUCCUGCAUGGAGACGAUCCGGAGUGUGCUUGAGGUGCAGCGCAAGUACUGGCAAUCGCUCUGCUCGAACAAGAAGCUCCCGAGCAACCAGCAGCAGGUACUGAGCUCGGCCUCUUUGGUGGACGCUCUCGAAGGGCUCAACAUUGGUGAAUCAAAACUACCGGGCCUGGACGAAGCAACCCUUCCAUCAACCUCGACGUCUGCUGGCCUAAGCCCACUUUCCGAAGCCGGAGAAUCGAGUACCAACGCAGCAGCGGGUUCAUCCGGAUCGUCAAGCCAAAACCCGGCACAGACACUAAAUGAUUACUUGAAAGCGAAUCUUGAGGCUCUUCAAAAUGAGGAAAUGUUUGCCGUCGUCCCGCGGCGAAACUGUCCACACCUGAAGCUGUUGCAACCGGAAACGGCCCCGUCCGCGAUCGAUUACCGCGCGCCUUGCAGCGACUGCUCAGCCGAGGGUGAGAACUGGGUCUGUCUCAUCUGCUUCGGCGUCUACUGCGGCCGGUACGUGCAGGAGCAUAUGUUGCGCCACGGCACCGAAACGGAGAACCAUCCGCUUACCCUAAGCUUCGCCGAUCUCUCCGUCUGGUGCUACGGGUGCGACGCCUACAUUGACCAUCCGGCGCUGCAUCCGUACAAGAACCUCGUCCACGAGAGCAAGUUCAACGAGCCGCUCGUCUGGUCGUACGGCAGUGAUCUGGUGCUGGAAGUCCUACCGACUACCAGCAAGGGUGACUGAUAUUGGUCGAACCUGUCGAAGAUACUCUUCCGCGUGCUGGUGCUGUUCCUGUUGAAGCAGUUUCUUGUCGGCAAUUACAAGUAUUAGGGCCGCACAAGACUGUCGAACACAUAAACCGAAACGGAAACAUUCUUCAGCGAAUGGCAGUCAGGAAAGAGAGUAAGCAAAACUGGCAGUUAGAAAAAGGCAACCCUACAGGGUACGGGAAAGGAAGCGUAAUCGCUAGUUCGUGUAAUUCCGCUGCUCAAUGUGUUAAAAACAUGGCGAAUACAUUACAUAUACAUUUAUCGUAUCUGUAAUGUUUAUAGUGAAACAAAUUUGAUUUUUUCUACGAUUAUAAAAAAUAACGCUUAGUCAGAUAUUGAUGAAAAACUUUUUUUUAUACUUUUAUAUGCAAUGUCUUUAGAUACUGUCUAAUUUCUCCUUUCGAAAUUCAUUUAUGUACACAACCGUAAUGCAUUAUUACACUAUUGAUUACGUUUCGUUUACCGUAUCCUUAAUCUCUAAAACAAUUUGUUGUAUGCUGUUAAAAUUAUAUGUACAAGAGGAGAGGCGAUCAUUAAAAUAAGAAACGCGAAUAUGCAGAUGUUAAUUUCUUAAUACACAAUUCGUAUCAACUACUCAAUAGCUACUCACGAACACUUCAUCUCGUUACAUUUCGGUAGAUUGAAUGGCGACUAGCAUACAACGUCAUCUAGAUUGUCGAACGUCUAGCAAUGCAACAAGCAAAUGCACACAAGUACAUAACUAACAAGACUAGCAGCUCUAACAUAACCAAAGAAGAAGGCACAAGAACAGCUCACUCUGUGCUCCCGGUAGCGAAGGGUUGAAACUGCACGCAUUUCGAUGCGAAUCCGACGGCCACACUUGCGACCUGCUGAUUGAAACACAUCGUCCACAGUUCCCGAAAUAAAAAAAAAACAAAUGGGACCAAGCAAUAAUCUCUUAGACGGCUAGUAAGAAAAUCGAAGAA
Anopheles coustani is the source of this 5071-nucleotide messenger RNA. It is a transcript of the gene HDAC6, whose product is annotated as histone deacetylase 6. Bases 757 to 4098 code for a protein of 1113 amino acids. The record is from RefSeq and is a predicted model, not a curated record. Lineage: Eukaryota; Metazoa; Arthropoda; Insecta; Diptera; Culicidae. Gene Ontology annotation, cellular component: histone deacetylase complex. The transcript has 9 exons. Gene Ontology annotation, molecular function: histone deacetylase activity; zinc ion binding. Gene Ontology annotation, biological process: chromatin organization.